Messenger RNA from Pipistrellus nathusii (Nathusius's pipistrelle), 1278 nucleotides. Lineage: Eukaryota; Metazoa; Chordata; Mammalia; Chiroptera; Vespertilionidae. The record is from the annotation of a GenBank genome assembly.
AUGGUGAGCAAGACGCUCCUGCGCCUCGUGUCUGCGGUCAACCGCCGGAGGAUGAAGCUGCUGCUGGGCGUCGCGCUGCUCGCCUACGUCGCCUCUGUUUGGGGCAACUACGUUAAUAUGAGUUUUCUACUCAACAGGUCUAUCCAGGAAAAUGGUGAAAUGAAACUUGAAAGGAAGAUUGAAGAGAUUGUUGAACCACUUAGAGAGAAAAUAAGAGAUUUGGAAAAAAGCUUCACCCAGAAAUACCCACCAGUAAAAUUUUUAUCUGAAAAGGAUCGUAAAAGAAUUUUGAUAACUGGAGGAGCAGGCUUCGUGGGCUCCCAUCUCACCGACAAGCUCAUGAUGGACGGCCAUGAAGUGACCGUGGUGGACAACUUCUUCACGGGCAGGAAGAGAAACGUGGAGCACUGGAUCGGCCACGAGAACUUCGAGCUGAUCAACCACGAUGUGGUGGAGCCCCUCUACAUUGAAGUUGACCAGAUAUACCAUCUGGCCUCUCCAGCCUCUCCCCCGAACUACAUGUACAACCCCAUCAAGACGCUGAAGACAAACACGAUCGGGACGUUAAACAUGCUGGGGCUGGCGAAGCGAGUCGGAGCGCGCCUGCUCCUGGCCUCCACCUCGGAGGUGUACGGAGACCCUGAAGUUCACCCUCAAAACGAGGAAUACUGGGGCCACGUGAACCCGAUAGGCCCCCGGGCCUGCUACGAUGAAGGCAAACGGGUUGCGGAGACCAUGUGCUACGCCUACAUGAAGCAGGAGGGCGUCGAAGUGCGGGUGGCCAGGAUCUUCAACACCUUUGGGCCGCGCAUGCACAUGAACGACGGGCGGGUCGUCAGCAACUUCAUCCUGCAGGCGCUCCAGGGGGAGCCGCUCACGGUGUACGGAUCUGGGUCACAGACCAGGGCCUUCCAGUACGUCAGCGACCUGGUGAACGGCCUGGUGGUGCUCAUGAACAGCAACGUCAGCAGCCCCGUCAACCUGGGGAACCCAGAAGAGCACACCAUUCUGGAGUUUGCUCAGCUAAUUAAAGACCUCGUAGGUAGUGGAAGUGAAAUCCAGUUUCUCUCCGAAGCCCAAGACGACCCGCAGAAAAGAAAACCAGACAUCAAAAAAGCGAAGCUGAUGCUCGGGUGGGAGCCUGUGGUCCCGCUGGAAGAAGGUUUAAACAAAGCAAUUCACUACUUCCGGAAAGAACUCGAAUACCAGGCGAAUAACCAAUACAUCCCCAAACCAAAGCCCGCAAGAAUAAAAAAAGGACGGACGCGCCAUAACUGA